CUGCUCUUUGACCCUUUCAAAAUCCAUUUAUUUCAAUUCAAUUCAAUUCCUCCCCAUUUCUUUGUAAUUUCUUUAAUCUCUACAUUCCAUUUUUUCUGAGAGUUCUCUGCAAAGUUUCAAGCUUUUUUUUUUUUUUGGUUUUAGAAUGGAUAGUAAUUAUUCAGCUAUUCCCAGAGGCUCCCAUGUAGAAUUACAAAUGCAAAAUGAGCCCCAGGAUUUUAGAUCCCAACAGAAAUCUCUCCUUUCUGAUGAUGGAAACCGGGUAAACUACCCCAAGGUUGCUAAUGAGUAUGAUGAUCUUAACGAUGGUGAUGAUGAUAUUGAUGUUCAUGUAGAUCUUGAUGAUUAUUCCCUUGUUCAAGGUAAACCCAAUACUGGGUCUGGUAUUUCUGGUGCUGUUUUUAACUUGACCACCUCCAUUAUUGGUGCGGGAAUCAUGGCUUUACCUGCCACUAUGAAGGUUCUUGGUGUUGUUUUGGGGAUUUUUUUUAUAAUCCUGAUUGGCAUUUUGUCUGAAAUGAGUGUUGAGAUGUUGAUUAGGUAUGCGGUUUCUUGUAAAGCUAGAUCUUAUGGGGAAGUUGUGCAGAUUGCAAUGGGAAGAACUGCUAGGGUUUUGUCUGAGAUUUGCAUAAUUGUCAACAAUGGAGGUGUUUUGAUAGUUUAUUUGAUUAUUAUGGGUGAUGUUAUGUCCGGUUCAGAUCGUCAUAUUGGGGUUUUCGAUCAGUGGUUAGGACAUGGCUUUUGGGAUCAUAGGAAGUUGUUGAUUUUGGCUGCUGUUGUUGUUUUUCUUGCUCCACUUUGCGUGUUAAACAGGAUCGAUUCGUUGAGCAUGACAUCGGCUGCCUCGGUUGCUCUCGCCGUUGUUUUCGUCAUGGUUUGCUUUGCUGUUGCGUUCAUUAAGCUCAUUGAAGGGAAAAUUGAUCCUCCAAGGAUGACCCCAGAUCUCGGUUCGAAAAUGGCAAUUUGGGAGUUCAUAGUAGUUAUCCCUGUUAUGACGAAUGCUUAUGUUUGCCAUUUCAAUAUUCAACCUAUAUAUAAUGAGCUCGAAGGUCAAUCUCCACAGAAGAUGAAUCGGGUUGGAAGGAUCACAACUGCUAUUUGUGUUGUAGUCUAUGCCUCAACAGCUAUAUCAGGGUAUUUUCUCUUUGGGAAGGACACUGAAGGUGAUGUCUUGACCAACUUUGAUAGGGAUCUUGGAAUUCAUUUUAGCACUGCUUUGAAUUACAUUGUCAGGGUCGGUUACAUUCUUCAUUUGGUUCUGGUUUUUCCUGUUAUCCACUUUUCCCUACGGCAGACCGUGGAUAGCUUGGUGUUCGAGGGAUCGGCUCCUCUAACAGAGAGUCCGAAAAGAUCUUUGGCAUUAACCAUAAUAUUGUUAAUGCUUAUUUAUAUCGGAUCGACUAUGAUCCCGAAUAUAUGGACAGCUUUCAAAUUUACAGGUGCAACAACAGCUGUUUCACUUGGUUUUACUUUCCCAGCUCUCCUUGCAUUGAGGCUAAGUCAGCAGGAUGAGAGGCUGAGGUUGAGCAGAGUAGAAUUUCUUUUGUCAUGGUUGAUGUUAAUAUUGGCUAUAAUAGUUAGCAUUGCCGGGACAAUCGGAAAUAUAUAUACUGUUCGAAGUGAAUCUGAAUGAUUCCUCCGGAAGAGUUUCGGCCCUGUUUUCCCAAGUACAUGGGAAGCCUGGAUGGUUCGAUUAUGCACUGAUACACUGCCUUUUAAUGCUUUUCAGAGCAACUGCAACAGGUUACUCGGCGUACGAUGAGGACUUCGAAGGAUACUGAAUGGACCCUCAUCUCUUGUAAGUUUUGCGACUUUACAAAUCGAACUACGCUACGGAUAUUCUUAGUUACAAUAUUCUUCUUGAACAAAAGAUUGGGGUAUAAGCAUUUGCUGUAGGAAAAUUAUUGCUAGUGAUUUAUUACAUUUUUAUUUGAAAGUUAUUUUUGCUUAUAGAGAAAAGCUCUGCAAUGUACUGUUAUAAUUUUUAUGAUACUUGUUCUGCUAUAUAGUUGCUACAAUUCAAG
Hibiscus syriacus is the source of this 2024-nucleotide messenger RNA. RefSeq names its product amino acid transporter AVT6E-like. Gene Ontology annotation, biological process: amino acid transmembrane transport. Gene Ontology annotation, molecular function: amino acid transmembrane transporter activity. Bases 146 to 1633 code for a protein of 495 amino acids. The transcript is spliced from 2 exons. Lineage: Eukaryota; Viridiplantae; Streptophyta; Magnoliopsida; Malvales; Malvaceae. The record is from RefSeq and is a predicted model, not a curated record.